Molecule: messenger RNA, 5054 nt
Organism: Neofelis nebulosa (Clouded leopard)
Lineage: Eukaryota; Metazoa; Chordata; Mammalia; Carnivora; Felidae
Gene: PAFAH1B2
Product: platelet activating factor acetylhydrolase 1b catalytic subunit 2
Exons: 6
Coding region: 163-852 (229 amino acids)
Source: RefSeq, a predicted model, not a curated record
UGAGUGGCAGGGGAACCGGAAGUGGGGGCGCUGCUGCUGGUGCUGGGGCCCGAGGAGGGACGCGCCGGAGCGGGGCCGCCGGGACUGAGCGAGCGACAGACGCGCCACCCGCCGACGCCGCAGCCGCUUGGGGCCCGCACGGACCCUCUGCCUGAGUGUAGAAUGAGCCAAGGAGACUCAAACCCAGCAGCUAUUCCACAUGCAGCAGAAGAUAUCCAAGGAGAUGACAGAUGGAUGUCUCAGCACAACAGAUUUGUCCUGGACUGUAAAGACAAGGAACCUGAUGUGCUGUUUGUGGGGGACUCCAUGGUGCAGUUAAUGCAGCAGUACGAGAUAUGGCGAGAGCUUUUUUCCCCACUUCAUGCACUGAAUUUUGGAAUUGGGGGAGAUACAACCAGACAUGUUUUGUGGAGACUCAAGAAUGGAGAACUGGAGAACAUUAAACCUAAGGUCAUUGUUGUCUGGGUAGGAACAAACAACCACGAAAAUACCGCCGAAGAAGUAGCAGGUGGAAUCGAGGCCAUUGUACAACUUAUCAACACAAGGCAGCCGCAGGCCAAGAUCAUUGUAUUGGGUUUGUUACCUCGAGGUGAGAAGCCCAACCCUUUGAGGCAAAAGAAUGCCAAGGUGAACCAGCUCCUCAAGGUUUCCCUGCCGAAGCUUGCCAACGUUCAGCUCCUGGAUACAGAUGGGGGCUUCGUGCACUCGGACGGUGCCAUCUCCUGCCACGACAUGUUUGAUUUUCUGCAUCUCACGGGAGGGGGCUACGCAAAGAUCUGCAAACCCCUGCAUGAACUGAUCAUGCAGUUAUUGGAGGAAACACCUGAGGAGAAACAAACCACCAUUGCCUGACUGGCUCCCAUCAGUGUUAAUAGCACCCAGCUUCCUCAGAUCAGUUAUAUCACUGGCACUACAGAAUCCUUCUCUUUCUUAAGGCACUUUGCAUUGUAGAAUGUUCCUGGAUGUUCAUAUCUAGUGUUUGAAGGGAGGAGGGAUUUAAACUGGUCCUGUACAUAGAAGGUUUGUUUGACACAGGAGAAAAAUUAGCCAAGGAAGAUUGUUGUUUAAAUUCGUUUGAAACCAGAAGGGGACUUUUUAGUUGUAUGUGUGACAUUUUCAUUCAGUUAUCACUGUUUUUCCUAGGACAACAUCAAGCCUAAGUACUGAACAAAAUGAAGAUUUUUUUCUUGGCCUUUCUUUCUAUGGAUUAUGUCAUAUAUACUAAUGAUCAGGAUCACACCUACUUGGCUUUAAAACAGAUGUUUUUUCCAGUUUUUAAGGUUCAUAAUUUAGCCUUUUGUUUUUAGUUUGUUUUACUCAUAUGUAUUUGCCACAUUUUUUUUAACUUACAGCAUCAGAUUGAACGUGCUUGUCACUCAAAUAUGGGAGAUGCUAUGGUUACAAGUGAAUUUGUUCCACUCUGUUAAUCUUUCCCGUGUUUAGCAGUGGAAGAUAGGUUUUGCCCCAUUUGGGGGACUCUGCGGAGGGUAUUAUUUUUAUGCUGCUGAAUAUCAUGUCUAUAAUAGACCCAUGCAUGCAGCCUUUCCUCCCUAUUUCCCCUCAUCCCCUCUUUUUUUUUUGGGGGGGGGGAGCCCUUGUUGACAUUACAAGCUUUUAACACAUUUUCGACCUAGGAGCUCUGUUGCUGGAAGUGUAAGUCCCCAGUCAGUCACUCUCAUGAUGUUACUGAUGUGCAACUCGUCCUUGUGAGGUGUUCUGUGCAUAGAGUCUGUGUCGUGCUAUCCAUGUGCAGAGUUCUGUUUGUUUUUUGUUUUUUUUUUUUUUCCUGUAAAAUAUGUUACAGUUUCCUUUUUUGGAAAAAAAAAAACCCAGAACUCUAUUUUCCAUUCCAUAAGCCUUGACAUUAUUUCAAGUUUUAUAGUAUCUUAAGAUGUAUAUUUUAUUUUUUCAUUGGCUUAGUUUUUAAAUUAUAAUCAGUCCAGAAAAAUUUGGCCUUUCCUUAUGGGCAAACAAACGGAGCUGCUUUUCAGAACAGACAUUUCUGCCUUGAUCCCACCAUUUUAGUGAAAAAGAACUAGGUUUGUUUAACUUUCAGGUUUUCUCCUUAGAGUAUUUUCACCUGAAAAUUUCUUCCAAGAGAGCUCUUUAUAAUCCUGUUGGUUUGCUUGAGCUACAAUAACUGCCAUUUAAAAAAUAAUGGGAUGAUACAUGGUUUAUUGUUUGGUAUACCUAUGGAGUAUGUACAAACUGGAUCUACAAACAGAUACUUUAAACUGGACCAGGUGGGUACUGGAGUAACCUUUUAACACGUGCUCUGCACAGAUUCUGCUUAACGUUCAAGUUCAGUGACUAAGGCUGAAGCUCGAUGAUCUGCUUGCAAGGCAAAUGCUUUUGUGAGUUGGAGGGGGUUGCCGAUUUGAGCAUGGAGCCACUUGUGAUUGAGAAGGAUAGAGAACUUGGGCUGAUGUUUUCUUGUAAAGCCUCUUUCUAGGAAUAUUUUUUCCGUCUUAUUUUUAGUCUUUUUAUUUUUUUUUUUUUAAUACAUUUCUGAAUGUAUCAUGUCUUCACUAAUGACAGAAAGUACAUGUGAUGUUUACUAGACUCGUUUCCCACAUUAAAGUUCCCUCUUCUGUUUUGAGUAGCCCGGAUUCUUGAGUUUUUCAGGACAGGUUCUUUCUUAGCUAGGCGUUGUUAGGCAUUGUUCUAAGGAGGAGAUUUAAUAAAGCCAGAAGUUUGUCUGUAAAAAGACCAUUUCUUCAGGUCUUUUUCCGUUUGUCAGAGGGCGGGAGUGUCGUCCAAACAAAUCCCUUAGGUGAUUCCUGCAGCAUGCGCUUUUAGUUUCCCUCUUGACUAAGAAUCAAAUAUCCCUUUGUGAGCUGGUCUUCAGCUCCUUUGCUUAUGUGUGUAAACCUCGGGUGUUACUACAUUUUAUACCUACCAGAGCUAUUCGAGCAAUAGUAUUUGAACCACUAGCCUUUUAAAUAAAAGUCUGCCCCGUUGCUAAUGUGCAGAUACUGAGUCCACUUUGAUUUCUUGCCAGCUUUCUCUGCACUGCUUUAGGCAGGAAGUGUUCAUCUGUUUUUCUUUGACAUCCCUGUUUGCUACAAUGACAGAACUUAAUGCUUACCCUUUGGAUUUCUUGCUCACUUUUCAUGUAUAUGUAAACUUAAUGCACUGUCCAAGUGAAAUGUCUUAGUUGUCAUUGUGAUUAAGGGGCCAACUUUCCAGACAGCUAGCAGAGGUGUUCUGAUCCUCCCCCCAGCAAGUUUUAAUUCCUUUGCCCACCCAUUCCCGAUAUCCUAGCCGGCAGCCGGUGAUGGCAUUGUAGAUUCUGCGGUCACAUUGUGAAUGUGGCAGGUGGAGGAUGUACUGCCAACACUGACCUAAGGCAUGUUGUUUUGCUGCCUACGUCUUCUGGACUGCCAUGGGCAGUGGUGUAGCUCCCACUUUGGGUCUUUUUGGACUGUUGGGGGCAUCUGUCUAAACCUGAAUCUUCUGUGAGAAACCUUAAUCCGACACAACAAAUCUUGAGUAGCUCAUGCCCUUCUCUUAAUAAUUCUGUCUCUUGUUGUUUCAAAACAAAACAAAACACAACUUUUUUUUUUAAACUUUUUUUUAACCUAGUCGCUGUUUACAGUUGUAUGCUAAAAGCCUGAAAUACUGUCUGUGCUGUGGUGUAUGAGCAUUGCCAAUUUUAUAUUUAUUGCAGUGAAGAAGAAACUGAAAAUAUAUGAAAAUGAGGAGCAUGUCCACGCUCCAAAAUCCGUGUGGGUGCAUGUGGGAGAAGUGAGUUGGGGUCUCUGGAAAGGAGGCUUUUUGGAGUGGGUCUCCUGCUUCUCCUUGGUGUUCCUGCUUGGGGAUCACUGCUGCUAGCUGACUGGGCCUCCCCAACAGAAGUUUGUGACUCUGCUUUGGCGAAGUUUCAUUGACUAGUAGAACUCAUUCUGUUUUAGUGCAUAUUUCAAUAUAAAUGUAAACAUUUCACUCAAACUUGCUCAUGUCUUUCUGUCUCCUUUAUCAAAAGUUUGGAUUCCAGUGGAGGGGGAAAAAGGCAUCCCUUUUCCCCCUACCUUAUCACAAGCACAUUGGAUACUUAGAUCAUCUGCUGCUUUUCUGGGGAACUGAAUGUACUGAGCUGACCAUCAUCACAUCUCAGGGCUGUGGGAGGGUAGGGUGGGCUGAGCAGAUAGGAGGAAUUCUAAGUAGAUACAUGGGAAAAUUGUCAAAGGAAGUGUCUCCGAUUGGUUAUGAGUAUCUGGCAGUUAAAGAAUUGAUUCUUAAACCGUUACACUGACCUUUUGGUCAUUUCUCCUAAUUUCAAUCUUUAGGGUUUAUUCACAUUAAACUUCUAAUUUCCACUGUCUCUCUAUUCCUCAUACUAAUAAUCCUCAGUUUUCUUGUUUACACUUUAGAAUAUCUCUUUCCACUACUGCCCCCAGCAUGAACUUGAGUGCUUCAGGUUAAUUGGACUAUUCUGAGCUCCUGUGCCAUCUAGGGAGAAGGUCCUCAGGAUAAUAUUUAUAUCCUACAUCUAAUACGUAGGGUGUAUCCAACCCAUUUUAUUGUUGAUGGAGAGGCCCAGGGAGGUAUGUAUGAUAUCCAUUUGAGGAGUCCUGUAAUUUCAUUGGUUGAGCUGGGAUUUGAAUCCAGCUUUAUGUGAUUUCAGAGUCCUUGCCUUUGCCAUUACUCAUUCAGUCUGGGGUAUCUUUUGAGCUAUAGAUUCUGAUUCACUGGGUUCAUGACAGAUACAUCCCUAGUUGCCUUCCAGUUGAAGGUCCUGGCAAUUAAGUGACAGCAGCUUCCUUCAGUCUUUCCUGCAGCCAGUAUAAUCCUCUUCAGUUCCAUCUUCCACAUGGUCACACAAUUACUAGAAUUUAUUUAAAGUUAAUUACCAGGGCACCUGGGUAGCUCAGUUGGUUAAGCGUCCAACUUGGGCUCAGGUCGUGAUCUCGUGGUUUGUGGGUUUGAGCCCCACGUCGGGCUCUGUGCUGACAGCUCAGAGCGUAGAGCCUGCUUUGGAUUUUGUGUCUCUUUCCUUCCCCCGCCCCAGUCACACACACUCUCAAAAAUAAAUGAAUAAACAUUAAAACUAA